UCAACCGCUUUUCCUGCGAUCCAUUCGACAUCAACUUUCACUCACACCUUUUUCUUCGCUCCCCACAGCAAUCAUGGUUAAACGCAAGAGACAAGAAACGGCCAAGGCCGCUUCGACUCAGCCGUCCAAAACAAUCAAACCGACCACCCCCAAGCCUGCCCCGACGCCCAAGCCGACCGUCGAUGAUCCGGCCGUCACCUUGCAGAUCGUCACCGGGUCCUACGAAUCGGUGCUACACGGCUUCACAGCGGCCGUCUCUCCAUCGUCGUUCGAUUCGAAGUCGACCGACAAGAAACAGAAAGACGAAACCCCCACCACCGACCCAUCCCUCGUCCAGUUCUCCGACACCUUCCUCUUCGAAGCCCACGCCUCCGCCAUCCGAUGUCUCGCCCUCUCGCCGAUGCCAUCUGCAUCGGAGUCGGGCAGCGAAGCCCAGAAGAUCACUCUGGCGAGCGGUAGCUCCGACGAGCGAGUCAACCUGUACUCAUUGUCCGCGCAUGCGCCGGCCGCGGGCGAGGACUUCCCGUCGCUCCCGUCGCUGUCGGGCCAGCAGAUCCUCGAGAACCCCAAGAACAAAGAGCUGGGCACGCUGCUGCACCACGAUGCCAGCGUCUCGUCGCUGAGCUUCCCGUCGCGCUCGAAGCUGCUCGCCGGCUCGGACGAUAACUCCAUCUCCGUUACGAAGACCCGCGACUGGACUGUGGUCUCUACGAUCAAGGCUCCCCGGCCGAAGAUGCAGGGCCGGCCUAGCGGUGAUACGGCGCCGCCCGGGGGUUCCCCGACUGGUGUGAAUGACUUUGCGGUGCAUCCGAGUAUGAAGGUUAUGUUGAGUGUCGGGAAGGGGGAGAAGUGUAUGCGAUUGUGGAAUUUGGUUACGGGGAAGAAGGCGGGUGUAUUGAACUUUACCCGCGAGAUGCUAAUGGGGGUGAAGGAGGGCAAGUGGAGUACUGGGGAGGGCCGGAAGAUUAUCUGGAAUUCGAAGGGCGAGGAAUUUGCUGUCGCGUUUGAGUGGGGCGCUGUGGUUUUUGGAAUUGACUCCACCCCCAUCUGCAGAGUGUUGCCGAGCCCCCGGAGCAAGCUGCACGAGAUGAAGUAUGUUUCCGUGGACCCCUCCUCCGAGGACAGCGAAGAGCUACUCGCCGUGUCGACCGAAGACGGCCGCAUCGGGUUCUACUCGACCCAGAAGACUCGCAAAUCCGACGACGAGGCCGAGUGCCCGAUCCCGUACGCGGAGGCGGUCGCCCAGCUCGGUGGAAAGCCGUGCGGUCUCCCCGGGCGCGUGAAGGAUUUUGAGAUCAUGAACUUGAAGAACGAGCCGGCUGUCGGGAAGAACGACUUCCUGGUGGUCACCGGCGGUAGCGAAGGACUGGUCCGGGUGUGGUUGCUGCGUGGAAAGGAACUCGUCGGAGAGAAAUCCAAGCCGUCCGGUGAAUCGGCGACUCCGGUCCGUCAGGUCGGCCGGCUCCUGAACGCAUACGAGACGGGUCACCGCAUCACCUGUCUCAAGGCGUUCGUGAUGCUGCCCCCGUCCGCGGCGGAGGAAGAGCAGGAUGAGGAGCUGGAUUCGGAGGAGGAUAGUGACUCGGACAGCGAGGCGAGCGAUUCGGAGGCGUGAUUGAUGUCUAUAUUCCUGUAUACCCUGAGAGACCUGAGUAACAAUAGAACC
Messenger RNA from Aspergillus campestris IBT 28561, 1666 nucleotides. RefSeq names its product putative 60S ribosome biogenesis protein Mak11. The transcript has 2 exons. The record is from RefSeq and is a predicted model, not a curated record. Gene Ontology annotation, molecular function: protein binding. Bases 74 to 1615 code for a protein of 513 amino acids. NCBI's taxonomy places the organism in Eukaryota, Fungi, Ascomycota, Eurotiomycetes, Eurotiales, Aspergillaceae.